This is a messenger RNA of Benincasa hispida (wax gourd), 1636 nucleotides long. RefSeq names its product protein arginine methyltransferase 10 (gene PRMT10). Gene Ontology annotation, biological process: chromatin remodeling; peptidyl-arginine methylation, to asymmetrical-dimethyl arginine. Gene Ontology annotation, cellular component: nucleus. Lineage: Eukaryota; Viridiplantae; Streptophyta; Magnoliopsida; Cucurbitales; Cucurbitaceae. The record is from RefSeq and is a predicted model, not a curated record. Gene Ontology annotation, molecular function: histone methyltransferase activity; protein-arginine N-methyltransferase activity.
UGUGGUAUCUCGUCCUCGCUUUUCCCUCGGUUUCUGCUUGUUAACGGAUCGCCGUACUAUGGGAAGCUCCUCAAACGGCGUCGUGGGGGACCGGAGCGCCGGCAGCAAUGGCGGCUUGCAGGUCGAUAAGGGCGUCGAUUUUGCUCAGUAUUUCUGCACCUACGCCUUUCUCUAUCACCAGAAGGAAAUGCUCUGUGACCGAGUUCGCAUGGACGCUUACUUCAAUGCCAUCUUUAAGAACAAGCAUCACUUUGAAGGAAAGACCGUAUUAGAUGUGGGAACCGGGAGUGGGAUCCUAGCUAUUUGGUCAGCACAAGCGGGUGCAAGGAAGGUAUACGCAGUGGAAGCAACUAAGAUGUCGGAACAUGCCCGUACACUCAUUAAAGCUAACAACCUUCAGGACGUAAUUGAUGUAAUCGAGGGUUCUAUGGAGGAUGUUGUCCUUCCAGAGAAAGUUGAUGUCAUUAUCUCUGAGUGGAUGGGAUAUUUUCUCUUGCGGGAAUCUAUGUUCGACUCUGUGAUUUAUGCACGUGACCACUGGUUGAAGCCAUCCGGGGUGAUGUAUCCUAGUCAUGCACGCAUGUGGGUGGCACCAAUUAGGUCUAAAUUGGGAGAUCAAAAAAUGAAUGAUUAUGAAGGAGCUAUGGAUGAUUGGUAUAAUUUUGUUGCCGAUACCAAAAUGGAUUAUGGAGUUGACAUGUCUGUUUUAACGAAACCAUUCUCUGAAGAGCAAAGAAAAUACUAUCUUCAGACGUCGUUGUGGAACAACCUUCAUCCACAACAAGUUAUUGGGACAGCAGCCAUCAUAAAGGAUAUUGAUUGUUUGACUGCUACUGUUGAUGACAUUCUUGAAGUCAAAUCAAGCUUUUUGUCAUCAAUCAACUCAGAGAACACGCGGUUUUGUGGAUAUGGUGGAUGGUUUGAUGUCCAUUUUCGAGGAAGAAACGAGGAUCCAGCUCAAUUGGAGAUUGAGCUGACAACUGCUCCCAGCGUUGGUAAUGGUACACACUGGGGUCAACAGGUCUUCCUCUUGCAUCCUCCCAUUUGGGUCAGUGAAGGAGAUGAAUUGAAGGUUUCCUUCUUUAUGAAGCGCUCUAAAGAAAAUCAUCGGCUAAUGGAGGUUGAGUUUGGCUGUGAAAUCAACCAACCUUCUGGCAAGCUGCAUCAACAACCAUUCACAAAUAAGUUCUACAUCGAGUGAAGAUGGAAAUAGUUACAGCAACUGGAAGAAUAUAUAUACACGUAGUAGAUGAGGUUCCGAUUUAUAGGUGGCAAGCUGCCGGCUGCUUUUUUGGAAGAGGGUGGGAAGUAGACAAAGGAGGCAGCACUUGAAUUUUGACUCUGAUCAGAUUACUAGCGACUCCGAGAAGACUUUUCUUUUGGACAACUAGUAUUGUACUUUUCUGCUAUAAGACUUGAUCAUUUGCACAUGGAAAUGGCAAGGGUUGCGUCUUGAAAUUAUAAUAUUUGGUGUGUAAAACAUUCUUAUACACAAGGCAUUGAUGUGCCUGUUAAUGGGGGGAUAUGAAGAUAGAAGGGUAACUGUUGUCCAUGCAAUUCUUUGAUGAAAAUUAGUGUAAUUUUGAAUUAUAUUAUUUUGUUCUUCAAGGAACAAUUUGUUCCUAGUUUCAUCCUC